GCUGCUUGUAGUUUCUUUCCAGUAUUCCUGCUAAGUGAUCUGCCUCAAUAAUCCAAGGUUAGUUUCUGUAUCAUUUAUUCUACAGUCGGUUUACAACCAAAACAGCAUCCGAAGAUGGCUUCCAAGGUUCGGAAUAGAGAUAAAACCCCCCCGGCGUCCGCUCCUGAUACGCGUGAUGCAGAGGACAAGUAUCCGGAAAGAAGAAAGGAACGCCGAUGGCCUACUGAUCCGUGGGAGAAAGACUUUCGAUUGCCAGCGGCCAAUGCUACAUUAGACGAGAUACGUGAUCAGCUGGGGCCUGUCCCUGAGGAGUUUCAGAUCUCGGACAAGGAACUACGCCGGCUUCAAAGCAAGGAAUGGGCGGAGAGACGCCGGCCGUAUUAUCGGUGGAUGGCAAUACUCAAGGAGCGUGGCCUCUAUGAGGAGUACCAUCAGAGUUUUCCACUUGAGUCCAUAUGGGAGGAGGAGUAUUCUUGUGCUAGGAGCUUUCUUUCUCGGAGUGCACCAGACCUGCUGGGCCAAUUUGAGCACUAUUGGAGUUCUGCGAUCAAGGGAACUCGGCAGACAUCUGCUUAUGGCCACGACGUCAAGCUUUAGUCUCUAGGUUCUAGCCUGAUUAUGUCUGCUUACUAUGCCUGUUUUUGUUCCGUUGCGGGAUAUGAUAGUCAGUAUAAGUAUGUUGAUUGGUUGAUAUCCAGACAGUAAUGUAGUAAUUCAAGGUACUGUGAUGGGCAUCUCUACGCGGAUACCCCUGUAACCCUGAUUGCCCAGACGCGUAAGCCGACUGCAGCCCUGGGCCGGUGGCCGAUAAUCAAUCUAGGUACUAUUUCGGCUACAUCAGGGGCUCGCCCU
This is a messenger RNA of Aspergillus alliaceus, 852 nucleotides long. RefSeq lists its product as uncharacterized. Bases 115 to 597 code for a protein of 160 amino acids. The transcript has 2 exons. The record is from RefSeq and is a predicted model, not a curated record. Lineage: Eukaryota; Fungi; Ascomycota; Eurotiomycetes; Eurotiales; Aspergillaceae.